Populus nigra (black poplar) is the source of this 1583-nucleotide messenger RNA. RefSeq names its product cyclin-D4-1-like. Lineage: Eukaryota; Viridiplantae; Streptophyta; Magnoliopsida; Malpighiales; Salicaceae. The transcript has 5 exons. Gene Ontology annotation, biological process: regulation of cyclin-dependent protein serine/threonine kinase activity; mitotic cell cycle phase transition. Gene Ontology annotation, molecular function: cyclin-dependent protein serine/threonine kinase regulator activity. Bases 310 to 1380 code for a protein of 356 amino acids. Gene Ontology annotation, cellular component: nucleus; cyclin-dependent protein kinase holoenzyme complex; cytoplasm. The record is from RefSeq and is a predicted model, not a curated record.
GGCCUUAUCUACUACCCCAAUAUAAACACUAUCUCCUCCGUUAAUCAAAGUUCUAGAGACAGGGAGCAAGACACAAGCAAAAAACAAAAACAAAACCCAUCAAGAAGGAGAGUGAAGGAAAUUAAAGAGGGAGACACAAACACAAACACGCACACGAACCUGAAACAUGUUAUCCCCAGAAGACCCAUAACCAAGCCAUGUCCAAACCCAGACAUCCACCACCAAACACCAUCGCCACUCUCUUCCCCCCUCUUUCCGCCGCCACUAAUGCCGUUGUCCUCCCAUUGAGCACUCACAGCCACCCUCACUAUGUCUCACCCGCACUCUCCACACCACUGUGCUUCUGCAGUUAACAGCCUGUACUGUGGUGAGGAUGCCAGUGAGGUGGUCCAGCAGGAUGCUGACACGUGGAUCUCCAGCUACCAUCAAUCCCCAUCGCCAUCCACCAUCCCUUCUCCACCAUCUGAUGAGAAUACAAUCACCAAACUCAUUGACUCUGAAUCUCAGUUCAUGCCUUUGUCUGACUAUCUCCAUCGUUGCCGUCACCGUUCCAUUGACACCACGGCCCGCCAAGACUCCAUCAACUGGAUCCUCAAGGUGCAUGCCCACUAUGCCUUCAGGCCAUUAACGGCGUUACUCUCUGUUAAUUACUUCGACCGUUUUCUUUCAUCCUAUUCUCUUCCGGAAAAUGGGUGGCCGUAUCAGAUACUAUCAGUGGCAUGCUUGUCUUUAGCAGCGAAAAUGGAAGAACCCGACGUGCCAUUAUUAUUAGACCUUCAAGUACUCGAACCCGGAUUCAUAUUUGAACCCAAGAACAUUCAAAAAAUGGAGCUUCGAGUCAUGGCCUAUCUCAAUUGGAGAUUACGAUCUGUCACUCCAUUCGAUUAUCUUGAUUACUUCAUUUCAAAGCUCCCUUCUUGUUCCUCUACGAAUCCCGACAAUUUCAGUCGGCUCUUGAAAGAUUCAUCGGAUCUCAUUCUCAACACCACCCGUGUGAUUGAUUUCUUGGGUUUUACACCGUCGACGGUGGCAGCGGCGGCGACGAUAUCCGCUGCCGGCAAGAGUUAUGAUACUAUACCAUGGGAGGCUGGUGAUGGGCAGUUCUUUCAUGAGAGAGUGAACAAAGAAAUGGUGAGAAGCUGUCACCAACUCAUGGAGGAAUACCUGAUCGACACAUGUCCAUUGUCUCGGCAUAAGGUGAUGUCGGCUGAGGCCUCAGUUGAGCCGGCUAGCCCAGUUGGCGUGCUCGACGCAGCUGCUGCUUGUGGGAGCUGUGACACGCGUUCCGAGAAUCCCAUCUCGGCUAGCAGCCAAGCCCCCGAAACUGAGCCGAUUAUUAAGCGGCUAAGAUCUUCUGCAACGGAUGUACAGGAACCGUAGAUAGACCAUUACCCAGCACCGCCAGAUACUCUCUCCAAUUUUUAUUAUCUUUAUUAGAGGGAGACUUCUUUUAUUUUUUUUCCUAUUUCAAUGCGUUGAUUAUAAAAUGAACGGACGGGAUUGGAUAUGAAUUAAGGGAAGAGGGAUUUUAUCAUCACUAUAUAUUACUCGAUUGAUUAAUAUUCAUAUAAGUUUAUUUACUA